AUGGGUCGACCUUUUUGCUGCAUAACUGCCUUAUAUUUUCUGCUAAUCUUCAAUCUUACUAUAUCAACUGAAGCUGGAAUUGUCGGAGUAAAUUAUGGGAUGCAGGGGAACAACCUCCCGCCACCAAUCCAGGUUGUUGCACUCCUGAAAUCAAGGCGUAUAACACGGCUUCGCCUUUUCCACCCCAUUCAUGACGCCCUUCAAGCUUUACAGAAUUCAGGAAUUGAAGUCAUCCUUGGAACAUUAAACCAGGAUCUCCAAAUGCUUGGGAGCGACCUUUCAUUCGCCAAAAACUGGGUUAACACCAAUGUGAUUCCAUAUUCCAAAACGAUUCGUUUUCGUUGCCUAUCGGCCGGCAACGAAGUCAUCCCCGGCGACUUGGCAGCCUAUGUUUUUCCGGCCAUGAAGAAUCUAAAAGCAGCAUUAGAUGCCGCUGAAGUAGCCUAUAAUAUCCCAGUAAGUACUUGCACGUCAACCGCGAUUCUCGGGCUUUCAUACCCUCCUUCAAAAGGGGAAUUUUCGAAAGAUGUGAUUUCUGUGAUGAGAUCAAUAGCAGGUUUCUUGGCAGCAAAUGGAAGCCCUCUGCUUCUGAAUGUGUAUCCUUACUUUGCAUACGUAAAUAAUCAGCAACAGAUUCCGUUAUCCUACGCGCUAUUUGAGAGCACCAAAGUGGUGGUGAGAGAUGGAGGGCUUAAGUAUAGGAACCUCUUCGACGCUAUGGCCGAUGCUGUUUACUCGGCGCUGGAGAAGGUGGGCGGUGGCUCUGUUCCGAUUGUUGUGUCGGAGACUGGAUGGCCAUCCAAAGACGAAAACGGCGGCGUUGCAACCAUCGGUAAUGCCAGAAUGUAUAAUAAGAACCUGAUUGCGCAUGUAUCAGGGGCUUCUGGUACACCAAAGAGGCCAGGGAAUAGCACAGAGUCUUAUAUUUUUGCCAUUUUUAACGAGAAUCUCAAGCCUCCGGGGACUGAGCAGAACUUUGGGUUGUUCUACCCCAAUAUGACAGAUGUGUACCCUAUUUACUGA
This is a messenger RNA of Corylus avellana, 1023 nucleotides long. Its product is annotated as putative glucan endo-1,3-beta-glucosidase GVI. Gene Ontology annotation, molecular function: hydrolase activity, hydrolyzing O-glycosyl compounds. The record is from RefSeq and is a predicted model, not a curated record. Gene Ontology annotation, biological process: carbohydrate metabolic process. Lineage: Eukaryota; Viridiplantae; Streptophyta; Magnoliopsida; Fagales; Betulaceae.